This is a messenger RNA of Megalobrama amblycephala (Wuchang bream), 2040 nucleotides long. RefSeq lists its product as uncharacterized. The record is from RefSeq and is a predicted model, not a curated record. The transcript is spliced from 18 exons. Bases 16 to 2040 code for a protein of 674 amino acids. NCBI's taxonomy places the organism in Eukaryota, Metazoa, Chordata, Actinopteri, Cypriniformes, Xenocyprididae.
UGAACUGAGAACAACAUGAGACAAAACAUCAUGUCCAGCAGACUGUUGCUACUGUCUGCCCUCUGUAUGGCAACAUCUGUGUCUCUGGGUAAUGCACAGUGCAACACAACACAUUCAAAUGAAACAGGAUCAUGCAGUCUGACUACUGAAAGAACCAGCAAUCAAACUCUGGACAACUGUAAUCUGAAAAGUCUGAACAAUUUCAGCUCUCUGAUUCAAAAUGCAGUGGAUAACACUACACACCAGCUACAAUGCAUAUCAAACAUCAGUGCUGGUUUCCCUCAAGAGAAACUUCAAAUGCUCCAAAAGGAGCUUGGAAAGAUCAUUACAUCGACACUAAAUGUCAUGGUUUACCUUGAAGUUUCAUCCAUGGAGGACAUUGCUGAAAGUUUUGGUGCCUUGCACACACUGACUGAGGAGAAUGCGCAGAACAUGGAGUUUGUUCAGUCAUGGCUGUGUGUCAGACUUAUUCCAAUCCUCCCAUUCAUUACCACACAGUUCAUAUCCAACAUGAGCAAGAUAAACUUUUCAUGUGUCAGCUACCAGGCAAUAGUCAAAACAUUCAAUGAAAAAGUGAAUCUGGUGAAUGGAACUGUGAAGUUCUUGAUCUACAAGCAAUUCAUGCAGCCAUUCCUCUCUAGAGAACAUUCAGAUCCCGCCUGUCUCAUCAAAACCACGAGCAGUGCUGACUGGCUUGAGAAGAACUUUGGCAAUUUCUCCAGCUAUGCUACCUUGGAGGAUUUGAAGUCCCUGAAUGGAAAUUUCUCCAGUUUUGAAUCAUUGGCGCUGCUGACCCCUGCCCAAGUAGCCGAACUCACACUGAGCUCUGGAGUACUGAACAACACCAAUCAGAUCAGCGCUGUGUUCGACCGACUGGAGGAAGGCGACGCUUUCAAGAACACAGAGGAGUUUCUGACGGCACUGAGCUCAGCUCCUGAGAUACCUGAUAUCAGCCCUGCCGUGAGAGACGUGAUGAUGAACCGAACCUUCAUAAUCAUCCAAGUGAAGAUCAAGGAAUUUGAGGCCCCUGACUGGGUUGUGUGGUUCACUGUUAAGCUCGAGCCUAUCCUCCCAAGUUUCACCGCCGAAAUGCUGGUUAAAAUCACAGCUGACAUCAACUGCACCAACUACCAAGUGAUCGUCGAAGGACUGGGAACUGUGUUCCCCGAAAUGACACUCCUCAGGACGCAGGAGAUAACCAAGGUUCUGGUGGAGCACCUGAAGGAAUUCGCCACCCUAUUUAGCAGUCCAGGUUGCAGACAGAGCAUUAGCAGCGAUGCUGAAUGGCUUAACGCCAACUUGGGCCCAUUCACCACAGUGGCCAAUUACUCAGACCUUAAGGCCUUGAACGUCAGCGGGCUGGCAGCUCUGGAAACCCUGUCACCUGAUCAAAAAGCAGAGCUGCUGUUUGAUCCAACCACCGGUGCUCUUGAAAAUGUGACCGUGGUGGAGGAGGUGUUGAGCAGCAUCCUACAAUCCCCAGAUGAGAAGCAGCUUGAGAAAUUCUUUGAAAAAUUUGUGGAGGUCAGCAAAGAGGAAAACAUAACCUACAUUACAAACGGGGACGUCCGAGACACAAUGCUGAACCUGACUUUGACUGCUCUGGCUCCUAAAUUCCCCCUCUUCCAAACGAGUGACUAUGAGCUGUGGUUUCAAAUCAAUCUCGUGGUCCUGCUGGCCAGCUUCCGUCCUACGGUUCUGGUCCUCAUCCCCACCAACCUUACCUGUGACUCUUACAAUGCGAUAUUGAAAGGCCUGGAGAACGCUUUGGCAGUUCUCCCAUCUGACCUUAAAGAGGAGCUCAGGUCAAGCAAAGACAAACUUCGACAGUCACCACCACAAGGCUGCACGCCUCCUCUCCCCGUCGAUUUCUUUGAAUCAUUGGCGCUGCUGACCCCUGCCCAAGUAGCUGAACUCACACUGAGCUCUGGAGUAUUGAACAACACCAAUCAGAUCAGCGCUGUGUUCGACCGACUGGAAAAAGGCGACGCUCAUAAGAACGUAGAGGAGUUUUCUGACGGCACUGAGCUCAGCUCCUGA